Messenger RNA from Penicillium longicatenatum, 2316 nucleotides. Its product is annotated as fungal specific transcription factor domain-containing protein. The transcript is spliced from 5 exons. Gene Ontology annotation, biological process: positive regulation of transcription by RNA polymerase II. Gene Ontology annotation, cellular component: nucleus. The coding region runs from base 1 to 2316 and encodes 771 amino acids. The record is from RefSeq and is a predicted model, not a curated record. Lineage: Eukaryota; Fungi; Ascomycota; Eurotiomycetes; Eurotiales; Aspergillaceae. Gene Ontology annotation, molecular function: transcription cis-regulatory region binding; DNA-binding transcription factor activity.
AUGCCUCGUCCCCGAAGACCUGGUGCGCCAGAGCCAAAGAGAAGAAGCCGAAAAGGUUGUUGCGGAGAGGAAAAGCCAUUAUGUCUGAAUUGCCAACGGCAAGGAGAGGCUUGUGACUAUAGCGUCCGUCUCAAUUGGGGGGCCGGACCAAAAGAACGUCCGUUGACUCUCCCAAUUCCCAGUCAAGCGGAUACGCAGGGACAAUUAUGUCUUUCUCUGAUGCAACGCCAGCAAGCAAUACAUUCGGUGGAUGGCUUCGUCAAUGUUCACUCCGGUGAUUUGGGCUCCCCUGGAGCCAUGUCGCCGCCAUCACUUGGCAUAUUUGAGUCGCCCAAGCCGCCCACAGGACCAGAAAGCAGCAAUUCUCCAGACCAAGUCGAUACUCAGUUUACAUCAACUUGGCCAGAGCAAUCUUCUUUGACAUCCCCAGUGUCGUCGGGUCCUCUGGCGCAUUAUCCAUUUGGCUCAGGAUUCCACGGGACUUUCUCAGCGGCUGCCGAUCAAGGUGUAGGCCUUCGUUCACUGUCGGCCUUCGCGUUUCAUUCAAACUCAGUAUCGCAGCCUGUAUCAUUUCUGCGAAAUACGGUGGAUAGUCCAAGGCUGGCACCCGAUCAAAAUGAAGGCCCGCACGGUUCCAUAUCUCAGGAUGAGCACAGUAUGGGAUACUCGAUUGACGAAAUGGUACAGCACAAUCACCACUCUCCUGAUAUGCCGAAUGACAGUGGUAUCUCGACCUUGAUGCUCGGUUCGCACCAGCCAAUGGCCCGAAACAAUGCGAAUUCGUCUCCAGAGGAUAUAAUAACGACGUUGAAACGGCCAGUGGAGGCGACAACGAAUGAUCACAAGGAAGAUGAUCAAGCCGCACGCGAAUCGUUCGCUGCUCAGAGCAGAUGGCAAGCUUACCUCACCAGUGUGACAGACAACUAUGGAUUUGAUUCCGGGCGACCAGAUCGUGAUGUAGCAUUGAACAACGAUCAUGCCGCAAUUGAUGUCAAUCAUUCUUUGGACAUGAUUGGCAUGCGGGGACACUCGGAGGAGACCUCGCCUAAAGGUAGUUCUUCGCCAUCUGAACUCCAGAACUCCGAUUUUGGUGGCUAUUAUGCCGCUCCGGUGCCAAUUAACAUUCCAAGAUAUCUUUCUCCCCUGCCGCCAUCGUUGCUAGGCAAUCCGAUAAAUCUGAUGUACUUUCAUCAUUUUCUCAAUCAUACAUCUCGAAUGUUGGUGCCUCACGACUGUGACAAUAAUCCGUUCACGUCGGUCCUGCCUUCAAUGGCCAUUGGCGACCCCAAUCUGCUCAAUUUGUUAUUGGCAUACUCCGCCAGUCAUCGUGCGCGGUAUUUAGGGCAUCCUGAGCCAGCCAAUCGAAUUGCGCAUUGGGUCAGUGAUGUCUUUCCAACCCUGCGUGUGGCAUUAGAAGCAUCCCAUGAGGACAUUACCGAUAGCCACUUAGCUACCGCAAUCCUGCUCUUGUCCUUGAAGAUUGUGUCCCCGGGAACAUUUGAAGUUCCCAUCACAUGGCAGAGCCAUCUCAAGCUCGCCCGAGAGUUGUUCAUUGCGCGAAGUGAUCGGCUCGCUCAAGCUGGUAAUCGAAUUGGCGCAUUCUUUGCCCGCUGGUUGGGGUACAUUGACACCGUUGGUGCAUUGUCGUGUCGUCAAGCCGGUCGACCGCUGAUGCUGUAUCAUUCUGUUCUUGAGGCUUGUUCAAAUGCAGAGAAUUAUGAUGAGUCCAGUGUGGAUUGCUUCACGGGAUUCACUCCUCGUACUGGAUUGUUUCUCAUUCGCCUAGCAAAGCUGGUGCAGGAGUGUGACAACCAGCGUUUCGACGAUCUGGGCAACUUUCGCCGGGGGUGGCACCCAUCUGCGGACAUGGUUCUUCAAGCCCAAGCCGUGCUAGGUGAUCUAGAUGCAAUAACGAAUCAUGCCCAUGCUGACCCAGAUCACCACCAGGGCCUCGAAGCUCAAGAUAUGAUGGCAACAGAAGAGGCCUUCCGGUGUGCUGGGCUCGUCCAUCUUCAUCGUCGUGUGUUAGGAUCGUCAAAAGAUUCAUUUCCGGUCAAAGAAGCUCUUCGACAGCUGAUUGAUGCCCUCGGGCGUAUGAGACUCGGUGCCUCGACCGAGGUUUGCUCAUUGCUUCCGUUGUUCACGGCGGGUUGUGAAUCUCGGGACCCUUCUCAACAGGCCAGAAUCCUAAAUCGCUUCUUGGUGUUAGAGAAAUCAGGGAUGAAACAGAUUCAAGAUGCUCGCCAGUUAAUGCAACGGUGUUGGGAAGAAAAUAUUCCCUGGGUUGCGUUAGCCGGCGGAGAGUUCUUCGGAUAG